GAAAGUAUUCACUUUCAAGGAUCAACAGAGGGCGCUAUAUCAGAGUUGUUUACUUCCUGGCUGCAAGUUUUGUGUGUACACUUCGAUGAUGUUGAAGAAGUCAUGUGAUGGAGGAACCAAGAGCCAAACAUAUGACAAACGGGACUCGGGAAGUAACAACGAAUAAAGAUAAGACGCACGCUGCAAAGGCCAAGCACAAAAAAAUGAGAUCUGGUGAACCAGGUGCUCGGGCAAAAAAGACAGUGUACCACUGGGGCAAUGCAGAGGUCCUACGUUGGUUGAAGAAAUAUGACCAGUAUAAUACGCUGUACAGCCAGGUAUUCCAGGAACAUGACCUGUCAGGGCGUGCUUUAGUGCGACUCAACCCAAUCAGAAUGGAGAAAAUGGGCAUCACAAACCCUGAUCAUAGGUCGGAUUUGCUGGAGCGUAUCUUACGAUUGCGCUUGAAACAUGAACAGAACGAACUAAAAAUACUUCAGAGCAGCCAACAGCAACCCUCAUCAUGAUAAGAGAUGGCAGACACCUGCUAUAUGUAAGACUAUCAGCAUAAAGUACAAUCAUAAUUGAACGCUGGAAUUCUUCAAAAUCGCCCGGAGAGUUUGGAGGGAUUGUGCAGGAUUUAAGAAGACGAGGCUUCGUCUCUCCCACUUUGCUGGGUAGGUGGCUUCGCCAUGUGUCUCCUGCUUCGCAGCAGGCCUGGUUUACAUGUGCAACUUGGACACACCUACAUACACACAAAGUCUUGUAUUCUCAUAAUGUCUGUAGACAUUCCUUUCUUCUCAUAAACACUCAUUGAAACUGAAUUUGUAACCGUGAUUUCAUUGUGUGUUCUACUAUAUUUAGCAGCACAUAACCCGACCCCAAGGUUGUUUUCCAGAAAGUGGAAAAUGUUAUGUGGCAUGUCCACAUUAUGUCUUGAGCUCCAGCAUCGUAUGGAAAUCUUAUGUUCACAGGUCAACACUGCGACUGCAAUACCUAUAGACAAAUCCAGUGGCAGCCAUUUUCUGCGGUGGCACUAGGCUCGCACGAGUUGUGCUCAGGUAGUACACCAAAAAGGGCGU
Messenger RNA from Patiria miniata (bat star), 1061 nucleotides. Its product is annotated as protein aveugle-like. The record is from RefSeq and is a predicted model, not a curated record. The coding region runs from base 108 to 506 and encodes 132 amino acids. The transcript has 5 exons. NCBI's taxonomy places the organism in Eukaryota, Metazoa, Echinodermata, Asteroidea, Valvatida, Asterinidae. Gene Ontology annotation, molecular function: protein binding. Gene Ontology annotation, cellular component: cytoplasmic side of plasma membrane. Gene Ontology annotation, biological process: cell surface receptor protein tyrosine kinase signaling pathway.